AUGGCGACUGUACACGUUCUAGAUAACUAUUAUCUGGCGAUCACGCUGCUGGUCACUGUCGGCUAUCAAUUGCUAUUCUUUGCGAUAGCCUUUUCCUUCAAGUUCGAUAAAUUAACAGACUUCGCAGGCGGCACCAACUUCGUCGUCCUGGCCAUUCUCACCCUCGCUCUGAGCGGACACCACCAUGCGCGCCAGGUGGUCGCGUCGCUGUUCAUCAUGGCCUGGGGCUUAAGGCUGUCGGGCUUCCUGCUCUUCCGUAUCCUCAAGACCGGCAAAGAUGACCGCUUCGAUGACAAGCGCGACAAGUUCUUCCCCUUCCUGGGCUUCUGGGUCUUCCAGAUGCUCUGGGUCUGGGCCGUCUCUCUACCCGUCACUGUGCUCAAUUCGCCAGCGGUCACGCGCUAUCCGCAGCCAGACUUUGGCACGGGGCGCGACAUCGCCGGCGUGGUGUUGUUCGCAAUCGGCUUCAUCAUGGAGAGCGUCAGCGAUGUCCAGAAGUACCGCUUCCGGUCGAGGAAUGACAAGAGCGCCAUUUGCGACAAGGGCUUCUUCGCAUGGUCGCGGCACCCGAACUACUUUGGCGAGAUCAUCAUCCAAUUUUCCAUUUUCAUGAUUGCAGUAUCUCCGGCGGCCGAUGGACAUGUCCGGGGACAGGCCUACAAAGCUCUGUACGCCACAAUUCUGGGCCCGGCUUUCCUGACCAUUCUGCUCAUGUUUGUGUCGGGGCUGCCACUUCAGGAGCGCCCUGGCGCCAAGAAGCGCUAUGAGAACAACAGUAACUGGGAGGGCUACCAGCGGUAUCUCAACCGCACCAGCAUCCUCAUCCCCUUCCCGCCGCAGAUUUACGAAAGGCUCCCGACGUUUCUGAAGCGAACAGUAUUUCUAGAGCUCCCAAUGUACGUGUUUGACCCGGCCAAGCACUCCGACGUCGCAAAUGCGCAGCACGCCUCCGAGGACGGGAGGAGAAAGCCGUCUCCAGCCGACGACAGGCGAAGCGGAGAGGAGGGUCUAGUACAGAGCUCGUGA
Phaeoacremonium minimum UCRPA7 is the source of this 1026-nucleotide messenger RNA. Its product is annotated as putative 3-oxo-5-alpha-steroid 4-dehydrogenase protein. NCBI's taxonomy places the organism in Eukaryota, Fungi, Ascomycota, Sordariomycetes, Togniniales, Togniniaceae. Gene Ontology annotation, molecular function: oxidoreductase activity, acting on the CH-CH group of donors. Gene Ontology annotation, cellular component: membrane. Gene Ontology annotation, biological process: lipid metabolic process. The record is from RefSeq and is a predicted model, not a curated record. The transcript is spliced from 3 exons. Bases 1 to 1026 code for a protein of 341 amino acids.